Messenger RNA from Trypanosoma grayi, 1467 nucleotides. RefSeq names its product Pab1p-dependent poly(A) ribonuclease subunit. Gene Ontology annotation, cellular component: PAN complex; P-body. Lineage: Eukaryota; Euglenozoa; Kinetoplastea; Trypanosomatida; Trypanosomatidae. Gene Ontology annotation, molecular function: poly(A) binding. The transcript has a single exon. Gene Ontology annotation, biological process: mRNA processing; nuclear-transcribed mRNA poly(A) tail shortening. Bases 1 to 1467 code for a protein of 488 amino acids. The record is from RefSeq and is a predicted model, not a curated record.
AUGGUGAACAGUGCAGCCAAUACGAAUAACAUUCAGCAUCCGUACGGGCGCCGUCACGUGAACAGUGGGGGCAGUGUGUUGGCGAACGCGUUUGUCGCCUCACCGACCUCGGUUUACAACACUCCUCAGUUGGCCGAUCCGUAUUGCCAGGCGUUGGCUGAUCCGUUCCCAUCUACACCGUAUACGCCAGUGGGUCACCUAUUCAUGUCUAAUGCUGUGAGAAACACACGACCAAAUGUGUCGUUUUUGAUGCGCUCCAACACACGCAACGUUACACCUGUUACCAGCUCCAAGUUCGCUCAAUACACGACAAUUUACAACAUAGAGAAUGAAGCGACGGUCAGUCUAAUGAAUUCGAAGUUAAGAAUGCAGGUAUAUCAAACUACAGCACGCUAUACAGGAAAAAACAUCGCUUUGCGGCGCCUCGUCAAAACUACUGCCACUGCAGAAGACUGUAGUGCUGUCAAUGAGCAGUUCCGACACUAUCGGCACCCCAACCUAGUCCCACUGACGGGUGUGAUAGCCACAGAUGAGUUUAUCAUGGGAAGCAACGAUGUUAUUAUGGAGUACAAGUUUAUUUCAGGUGCAAAGAGUCUUCGUGAGGCAUUCUUUGUCGAGGGAAAAGUGACUGAAGGCCUUAUGUGGUCAUUCGCCUGCCAGAUGGUCGGUCUCAUGCGCGCUUUUCAUGAAACUGCCACACCGUUGCGUGGACUUCACUGGACAAAGAUUUUGUACGUUCCUGUAACGGGGCGAUUCUACUUCAGUGGCAUAGGGCUUGUGGACUUGGUGGAUCCGAAGGCCGCUAACAGUAGUAUAGGGGCGAUGAUGAAGCAGGACGUACAAGCGUUGGGGCUCGUGCUUCUCCAGCUUUCUACGCGCAGCCUAAAUGUGCGGCCGGAUGACUUUACCAGCCAGCCAGCGACUGGGUUCUCAGAAAGCUUCUGGACCCUUGUAAAGGCAUGUCUCGAUGGCAACGCAGACGUUGCAAGUCUGUGUCGUGCGUUGGGAGAACGAAUGUCAAUGGAAGUGGCGCACCAAGAAGGCCACGCCGACUACUUGAUCUCACAGUGUGCUAAAGAGGCGCACAAUGGACGGCUCAUGCGACUGAUGGUAAAACUCAAUUUUGUUUUAGAAUCGCUUCACGAAGUCCCUGACCACAGCGCAGAGGCACACAACCGUUACGCUUUGCGACUCUUCAGCCAGUAUGUCUUCAACCAGGUUGAUGAGCAGCACCGUACACGUUUAGACUGGGGUCACGUUUUUCACUCUUUGAACAAGCUCGAUUGUGGCUCCGAGGAGCUUGUGCAGCUUAUCGGAAAUGAUGAUGGGAACACUAUCUUAGUCAUUUCAUACCAUGAUCUGAGAGUAACCCUCGAAAGCGCCUUCGAGCAGUUACAAUUGUCAGCGAGUGAAGCGGACAUUCAACCGUACCCUGUCACUGUUGGUUCCACUUCGGCCGCAUUGUAG